This is a messenger RNA of Megalops cyprinoides (Indo-Pacific tarpon), 318 nucleotides long. RefSeq lists its product as uncharacterized. Bases 75 to 302 code for a protein of 75 amino acids. Lineage: Eukaryota; Metazoa; Chordata; Actinopteri; Elopiformes; Megalopidae. The transcript has 3 exons. The record is from RefSeq and is a predicted model, not a curated record.
GCCCCGACAGACCAAAAAACCCUCCACUGCUCCUUCACUCGUCUGUCACCAUCUCUCUACCGAACACCUCCACCAUGAAAGCCUGGCUGGUGCUGCUGCUGCUGCUGCCUCUCUGUGCAGGCUAUCACAUUGAGUGCUAUGGAGAAGACUUCCUGGUGGUCAGAAACCAGCUGCUCCAGUGCAACAGUGAAGUCCCCCAAGCCUGCUACACAAAAGCCUCUGGGGAGAAGGGCUGCACCACUCUGGAGUUCUGUCAGAGGCCCAGCUGGAAGUGCUGCCGCAAGAACCGCUGCAAUGUCUAAUCCAGGGCCCAGGGGC